AUGAGUCCACUUCCCGCCGCCAUGUUUCCGGGUUCUAAACCACCCCCCACCCCCAUUGAAAAUUACAUGGAAGAUAUUCCGUAUAGUAGGAAGACAUGCGUUUCUAACGGGAACGGGGUACACGUUCUUCAGUUUUCCCCCCUCAGGAGUGACCACUGGAGGGUAACCUGGACGUGCACUCUGAAAAGAGCUUCUCCCGUCGCCUCCAUGGAGCUGACCCUUAGUGGCCCCUGUGCGGGCAGCCCACGCAGAGCACCAUGAUGGUAGCGCUGGGCGCGGGGGUAGAGCGCCUCCCAUCACAGAGACGCGGGGCUGCUGCGCCGCACAUGGCGGCUGUCAUUCGGGUCAGAGGCAAAAGGGUUGCGUCCGUAGUACAGCAAACCAAGACGAAAGUACCCGAAGGCUGGUACUACAACUCUUGCAGGAAUCUUAUGGCGAUGCUCCCAGAGCAGCAGGUGCAAGGGAAGCUGCUCCAGUAUGAGGCUUUUGUCAGUGAUGUGCUGCAGAGGGAUCUCCAGAAGGUGUUGGAACAGCGGGAGGAAGUCUGUGAAAAGAUUGCACAGUACUUGCAGCUCAAGAAUGUUAUCGAGCGAUUGCAGGAGACAAGAGGCCAGGAACUGGUGACACAAGUGGAUCUAGGCUGCAAUUUCUAUGUCAAUGCAGAAGUGCCAGAAACUUCUACCAUCUUUGUAGCACUAGGUUAUGGGUUCUAUGCAGAGUUGACGCUGCCUGAGGCACUGGUCUUCAUUGAGAAGAAGAACAAACUUCUGACAGAAGCAAAUCUGUACUACAGGCAUGAUCUGGAUUAUCAUCAUUCUCUCUCUGCAGGCUCAGCGAGGCCCUCACCAAAGACUCUGCCAAGAUCAAAGCCAAUAUCCGGAUGGUUUUAGAGGGCUUGCGUGAACUCCAAGGCCUCAAGGAUUUGCCUGAGGAGACCAGAAGAGAUGACAUCUUUUAGGCACCUCUCCUCCCUUACCCACAGGGAGUUGUUUUCCAUGUCUGACAUGCUGGAAGAAGAGUUCAUCUCUUGCACAUUUUGGUGAGAGCAGGAACUGUACCUGCAACUGCAGGAACACUGCUUCAUGUGGUGUAAAGAAUGUGAGACAAUAUGGGAGGUGUGGCUUGGAAGGGGAAGGAAAACUUCUCAUGGGGUGGGGAAAUUGCCUUCUUUGCCCCAGACGCUCCCUCCUUCUCUACCUCUGCUUCUUAGUGCAAGCUCAUUUCAAUUGUAAAAAUAAUAAAGAUUCUGCAUUCCA
This is a messenger RNA of Hemicordylus capensis (graceful crag lizard), 1256 nucleotides long. It is a transcript of the gene UXT, whose product is annotated as ubiquitously expressed prefoldin like chaperone. Gene Ontology annotation, biological process: negative regulation of transcription by RNA polymerase II. The transcript has 8 exons. The record is from RefSeq and is a predicted model, not a curated record. Gene Ontology annotation, molecular function: transcription corepressor activity. NCBI's taxonomy places the organism in Eukaryota, Metazoa, Chordata, Lepidosauria, Squamata, Cordylidae. The coding region runs from base 258 to 890 and encodes 210 amino acids.